AGUUUGGCCCCCGUGGCUUUCCGUAGAUCAGGGCCUGGGCGUCGGCACUUCACUCUCUGGUGCUGCUGCUACAUUGGAAACAAACACCCAAACACCACUUGAACAGAGAGCACGGAGGUGGUACUUACAUAAACGAGAGCUUAAAAUAAAACAUACACAUAAAAAAUGCAUUCAGUCACUGUGGACGGUUCGCCAAAGAAGCGGACGUUGUCUCGAGGAAUAAGCGAGGACGAGUCUCUCCGCAGCUUCAUCAAAGAGGUGGGCGCAGAAAUCACGUCGUCAUUUGUUUUUGUUUAGGGCUUAAGCUAACAGCACGUUUAUGCGGCCGCUAAUUAACUAAUCCACUCAAGCUUUAACGUUGAUAAAUAUUAUCAGUUCAAUUUUAAGCCAAUGUGUUAACGGUGUAGUGUGGCUCACAUCAACAGUAGAUUUGGUCUCUAAUCUGUCAGUACCUUUACUUCACUUCCCCAAUUUGCUUGUGUUUAUAAUGAUACUCUUGUGUAUGGUGGUCAUCUUGGGCUGUUAUUGAAUUGUGUUUUCGUCUCUGUUAUCAGUCCGAGAGCUCAUCCAGGCGACUAACACGGAGCGAUAGUCGAGCUGGCACCCUGACCAGGAGGACUGACAGUCAGGUAAGAGACAGAGACACAUCAACAAGAGCAAACAGUAGGGGAGAGUUGGGUAAGAUGAGCCAUUUUUCAUAUUUUUGAUCACGACAUCAAGGCAAUCAUAGUUUUAUCUCUUAACUAGUGUAUCUGCAUAUAUUUCAAGAUGUUGUGCCUCCCUGCAAACCAACAGACUGAGUGUAAACAUAACUGUCUUGAUAACAUAGCAUGCCAAAAAAAGUGGUCUCCUAUGAUCAACUUACCCCGUGUAUGGGGUAAGUUGAUCAUAGGAGCGGGGUAAGUUGAGUCAUAUCCCUACUACCCCCCCACUCUCCAGCCCUGCCCUCCCCCACCUUCUCUCUCCCUAAAUAACAGUGAUUCAGAACAUUCAUGUGUAUUUUUAUCUAUUAUACGCUAUUCAACUGGUACAUUUAUUAUUUUUAUGAUUGCAUAUAACUGCUAAAAAGCUGUUUUGUAAAAAGCCAUUUUAACAUGAGAAUGUCUUUAAGUGAUUCAGAACAUUCACAGCUGUAUUUUAGAAAAGAAAAAGUAACACAUUUCAACAAUCUGAACUGAAACUCUGAUCCUCUCAUCAGACUCCUUUACUUUCUCACUUACCCCUGAACUACUAUGAUGACUUUAUUAGUCCUCUAAGAUAAAAUGGUGGACUUUUAUGCUAGGUUUUUGACCUCAUGUUGUAGCUCAUAGAUACCACAAUUGAUGUAUGAAACAAAAUUAAAAUGAUCUUUUUUAGGUCUAAACACAAUUCUAAUAAAACUUAUGACAGACUAAAUUCACUUUCAAGAGUGCAAAAUGUUUUAUUUAGAAAUAAAUGUCUAACCCCUUCACCCAUGUGCUUCUAACCUUCACAGACUGCAUGAAUUGAUGCCCAUCUCCUAAAUAUUUGGUCACAUGAUCAAUUUCUUUUACCAUUUCCAAGCAACAGGGGGUGGCUCAACUUACCCCACUCUUCCCUAAACUUGGCUGUAUUUUCUGUAGUGAUGAAUACACUGAUACUUCAGAUCACAUGUGUUUCUUAGGUUUUGAUUAUGAGACUUACUAAUGUAAUAUCUAAAACCUCUCAUUUUCCAAUUUUUUUUGGCUCAACUUACCCUACUCUCCCCUAACAUCCAAACAUCUGUGUAUCAUCCCAGGUGUCUCCAGGAUUCAUGUCUCUAAUGUGGCAUCAUCUUUGCAAUGUAAUAUUCAUAUCAGCAGUAGUGGAAAUUGGUGGUUUGAGUCACCUCAGCCUGAGAAUCUCCCUUUUGUCUUGGUUAUGAUAAUCUUUUUAUUUCCCUGGUGCCAAUUCAACCGACAACCUGUUUUUUUUUUAAACUAGAGAGACAUGAUGUUCAGUUAACUGUUAAAGGACUGAUUACAAGGAUUUUUGGAAGGAGAAAUCAUUUUGUGUUUCACUGUAGAUGAAAGGACUAUUGAUAAACACAAAACUCGCCGACGGAAUUUCAUUUUUUACUCUUUCUUUCUGAUUAUUUAGCCAGGGGCUCAUCAGUUUUUCUCGUUGUCAAUGGAUUACCCUUACCCUUACCCUGAAAUGUUGCUCACGAACUGUUGCAUCAGUAACCACUGUUGUCUUUUUGCAAGAAUGUGGCAACAAAAAAAGUAAUGCAAUACAUGGGCUACACUUCAACAUACUGUGAUGUAAAAUAUUGUGGGCACUAACACAUUGUGGGCACAUUGUUUAUACUAACAGGGUAAAUCUACUUAUUCUCUUCACUGUAUAUUAUAAUAAACUGAUAGAAGAUUUACAUACAAGGUGUCUCUUUCUGUGGAGACACACUUGAUGUUUUUGGAGCACUUACUUAAUUCCAUGGAUUGCAGUGGGCCUAUAUGGGCUCAGCAGAAGAAGUGAGGUAAACAUGAAUGCAAGCCUGCUCUGAAAAAGGCUUAUCUCCUCCAUAUUUAGAGGAAUAUUCCAGGUGCAGGCCUUUCAGGAUUAUCCUUGUUAUGCACAAAACAAGAUCUCAAAAGAGAUUCAUACAAACACUUUGCACCUUGUACCUCACUUUGCACCAAGAUAAUACACUGUGGUAUUUGCAGCAAAGGGUCUGUACGUGCACUUAAUGUGCUUGCACCAUGCACUUUAGACCUAAAAUAUAGAUAGUUUAGUUUUUGUCCAGUUUUAUAAUUUUUAUCUCUUAUGCACUGAUAUUGUGACUUUUCCAUUCUUGGGCCAGAACUAUCCAGGGGCAAAAGCCAGUGUUACUCUAAAUACUGUUAACCUUAUAAGAAAUAUCAGAUAUAUUAUCAUCAGUGCAAAGGUAUUUUAUAUCAUUCUUAAUAUGGUACUGUGUUUUGACAGUUGUAAUCAAAGAAGGUGUCCUACCUCCAUUAUACUCAUUCUGAUAGCUGGGAUUAUGCUUUACCAAAGUCUGGGACUCUUCAGAUCCUGUAAUGCUGGAACGUAGUUAAUUUUUUUAAAAUUCAACAAUACUUUUAUUAGUUUUAUACAGGUAUACACAGGAGACACAAUACUAACACCCCCUUUCCCUCAAAACCCCGUCUACAGCUGGAUAUUUCUAUUACUUUGUUUAAAUAACAAAUUGUGGAGCUAUAACAAAAAAUAGAAAAAUAAAUAAAUACAUUAAUCAAAAAAAAAAAAAAUACAAGUAAGUGCUGGAAAUCUUGAAAUACAUAAGAUGUUGAGAAAUAAAAAGUAAAAAGAGAGUAAAUUAAAUGAACUACUGUGUGUUAAGGGAAAUACAAAUGUAGACAAGUCGCUGAAAACUGAAAAAGUCUGUAAAAGAGAUAAGAAUUUGAGUUGUAUGAUUAUAAAACAUCACAGAAAUAUAUUUCAAAAAGAAAACAACUAGAAGUGGAGAGUGCUAAUUCAAAAUGAUGAAAGUUUCUAAUGUAGUUAAUUUUAAGGUGAAAAAAGAAACCGACUGCGGACAAGAUGAGGGGCGGGUGCUCUUUAAAAAGAUCUUUACGGCAGACUUUCUGCUUACACAGCUAUUAUUAUAUCUCAACACAGUAGAGGAACUGUAAUGAUGUAAGAAGAACAUGUGAUAAAAUCAUUUUCAGUGAAAUGUGCUAAAACAAUAAAAGAGAGAAUCUCAGACCAGAACAUAAAUCACAGAGUGAGUCCACUGAAAAGAGUAAAAAUAUAGUUUUGUUUUUUUAUCAAAUCAACACACCAUCUAUUGGUCGUAUAGAUUUUCAUGUUGACUUGUAGAUUUUCUUUUUAUGACUCUUACACAAUCCAGUUUUCAUGUCCUCUUACAGAUCCUGUUUGAUUAAUCUCACUUUGAUUGAACUUUUGAAUAACCUCUGUAGGCAUUUUUAAACAAAAUUUUGCAGGUAUGAGUUGUAGUGAGUGUUCAUUAUGAGGGAUGUGCCACUCUGAUCCUUGUAUCGGAUAUCGGCUAGAUUCUCACCCAAAAAGCUAGAUCGAUAUCCGUGACAAAGGGCUGAUCCUGAAGGCCGAUCCUAAGAGCAGGUUGCCAAAACACAACUUCUGGUCUCACCCUUAAAUAAAAGGUUAUUUAUUUAAUGCUUGCAUCUGAAUCAGUUCAGUAUCAAUAUGGGCCAAUACAGUAACUCUAGUAUUGGUACUGGUACUCAAAAAGGUGGAUUGGUGCAUCCCUAUUCAUGCUGCAGUGUCCACUAUUGUGCUGUCAUGUAAGUUGUCAUUGUUGUAAUUGUUGUUAUGCAUGUGAUUUAUUGUUGGCGUGUAUGUAGUGUUCAUUGUUGUCUGAGAUGUGUAAUGUACUGUCAGUGAAGACAAAUCUCCCUACGGGACAAAUAAAAUCAAUAAAUCAAUCCAUUUGUUCCAUUGUAAAUAACAAUCGUAGGAUCCUAAACAGCCUCUUAGAAAUUCUUCUUUCCUUCUCAACAGACUGAACAGGACCUCUUCAUGGGCCUCCCUGAGAUGGUGAGCAUAUUCUUCUGCUAUUUUCAUAUUGUACACAGUUCUGUUUGUAAAAGUGGGUGACUGCAGUGGUACAGAUUCCUUUGCAUUUGGAAGGAUUGUCAUGCCUCCAGAUGAGGCCUCCCACUGAUCCCACUGAGAGCUUAACACUUCUCCACCCACUGAUUGGCAUGUGUUGGUACCUCUGAAGUUGCCCACGCUGAUAUCCAACUGUGCCCGUGUUGUAGCUGGAGCUGCAGGCCAGCUAUGACGAGGUGGUUCAGGAGCUGCGUGGGCUUGAGGUCGAGCGAGAGACUUUGUUGUUCCAGGUGGACGUCCUGCAGGACACACUGGAGGGUGUGGAGGAGCUGCUGGCUGAGACGCAGAGGGAGGCUGGGCAGGCUAAUAUGGUAGGACUGGGCUCACCUAAAUAACACACUGGUUUCAAAUCAGCUUCUUAAUCUUCCUUUCUCAUCAUGACAAGUGUGUUUUCUGUUUGAGUUGCAAUUAAGGCACUAAUCAGCUCUUUUUUCAUCUCUAACAGGAGCUGGAGCGAGAGCGGGAGGCCAAGAGAAAACUGGAGAACAUGGUGUGCUCUCUGAUGCAGGAGGUGGAGAGAUUAAAAGAGGUAAAGUGACAUUCAGAAAGAGAACAUUACAUAACAUCAGAGAGGCACAGGGUUUUUGAAUGUAUAAAGAGGUACAGUCUGAUUGAACCUGUUACAUAACAGAACGCGAGAAAUGCAAAAAAAAAAAAAAAAAUGGAGAUGGUGUGUGUGUGUGUGUGUGUGUGUGUGUGUGUGUGUGUGUGUGUGUGUGUGUGUGUGUGUGUGUGUGUGUGUGUGUGGUUCAGCUUUGAAGCUCGUCUCUACCUUUCUCUGCUGACCUUUGUUAAUAAGUAACCAUACAUUUAUCUGGAUAUGGAAGUACCUCAUGUACCGAAGUCUUGUACUUAUUUGCAAUCAUUUGCUUUUCCUCCUUUGAGUGAGGUGUUGAGUAGAGUUCAGUCAUUGUAAGUGCAGGGAAACCAAAAAAGCCAAAAUGCUUUUGGGCUUUUAAGCACAUGCAUACAGGCUAAUUAAUACUUUACAUUAAAACUUUAAUACCAUUAAUAUUUAGGAAAUUAAACAUCUACCGUGUAUUGGAAUUCACCUGUAAUGUUUAGUAGGCACUCAAAUGAAAUUGUUGACCUCUGAAACAGCUGCAUAAUUAAAAUUUUGCAAAAUAUUUAGGUGAUGAAGGCUAGCUGAACACAGAGGCCAGCUUAGACCAGUGACUGUGAGGAGUGUUUUUCCAAAAAUGGGGUUGAGAGUGAUCGGCAUGAGUAACAAAAUCCUUGGUGAUUAUUUGUAUCUAACAGUUAAGGUGAUAAUAGUAAUUCGCUCUCGUGUUUCUACUUGUUUCAAUUGCGUAAGUUAAACUGAAGGAUUUCAAAGUUUCUGACUCAGCAAGAGGAUUUAGUCACAGGUUGGGACUUCAGUUAACAGGUCGGGUUGGUUUUGGAUAUGAUUCAAGGAUAAUUGUGGGUUACAUAUGAGUUCUAGAGAAGAGUUUUGUAGGUUUGGGCUAGUCUGCAAAAAAAAAAAAUCUGAAAUACAGAAAGUUUUGAAAAAAUAAUCUCCACUUCUAUUCGGCGGCAGUCUACAUGCAUUUGUUUGUGUCUGUUAUCCCUUGAAGAAGUGAACACAGACUGGAUGAAUGCUAAUGUUUAUUCGUGCCAUCUAGCAGCUGAGGUUUACAUUAAUCAACAUAAAUGAUUGUGUGUGUGUGUGUGUGUGUGUGUGUGUGUGUGUGUAGUAUCCUUGUUUUAAGAUUCCUUUAGCUCAGGGCCAAAUGUAAACAGUGCUUUAACAUUAACAUUCCCUUAAAUGGAAACUAGAUGUUGAGUAUCUUUGCAGGCUGUGUGAGUAAGACAGAACUGUUAGGAUUAACACAGAGAUUCAAUGCAGUGAGAAACCAGAGAUAAAAGAUGUAUUUUACAUCUUAAAUAUAUUUAUACAACACUUCUGCCACCUUUUUCUGUAAAACUUAAAUUGUAUCAAGAAGUGGGGGGAGGGGGAACGCAUUUAGAUAACCCUAGUAUUAAUAAAAACGUCCAUCGGGGUAAAACUAAACUGCUCCUUAAUCAACAUAGAUCUCAGUUGAACAUUCAGGGCUACCAAAGAUAUUCUGUCCUUUUUCUGUCAGUUUACAUUCAAUCAUUUCGAAGGAAGAAGGGCAAGUGGAAAACCUGGGCAGCUGAAACACUGAGGGACUCUGAGUUUGUUUUCAAAUAAUGCGAACAAUCUUCUUCUGAUUACUUUUAGGUGAAUCCUGAGCAGCAAUAAAUAUGAACACCAUUAAGUCAGUUUUAUUCGGUAUAUAGUUGUUAAAGCUUCUGUCUGUGAUUUAAUUGAAGCUGUGUAUUCUGUUGCUCUUACAGGAACAAUUCUUGACAAAAAAACGGACGAGUAUUUGUUUGAUCUAAAAGAAAAAAAUUGUGUUUAAGGCUGUUAAAAUCUCUUUGCAGGAAAGAAAUAACCAUCUGUCUGCCUCAGUGAACACACACGGAGGUGUUGAUGAGCCAAUGAGAGGAUACCAAAUGGAAAAUGAUGCUAAGCACCUGCCUGAAGCCGCUCACAGAGAAGAAAAAGACUUCACGUCGAGUGAACCCUGCAGUAGAGGUGGAGCGUCAGAGGAAAUGAGCGAAGAGGCAGAAGAUGAAGGAAGCACGCCAAUGAAGCUGAAGAAAAUGGUCAGUAAGCCCCUGAGCCACGUGCCCACUCUUGCUCUCGACAACCCGGUUACAGAGGAUGGGGUCCUGCGGAGGCCUUAUGAAAACAGUGCGGAGGAUGGACGAGAUCCCUCUCCAGACAGGAACGACUCCGACAGCAUAAGUGCCUACGAGGACGCAUCAGCCGAGACUCCGGAGCGGGACAGGAUUUUUCCAGGCGACAAUUUAGAGCUUCCUGAUGAUUCUGAAAAUAAUGAGGGAUGUGCGCCUAACAACUGCCAGCCUACUGAACCCAAAAACCCUGACGGCUGUGUCGUGUCUUAACUCAUCUUGUUUAUCUAGUGCUGGGAAACAGGUUCAAGGUGAUUACAGGUCGGUCCGAGCCUUUCUUGAAGUGCUUUUAUUUGCAGUUAAGCCACAUCUAAGAACUAUAGUUUGCCAAAAGUCACAGUUACAGGUGUCAUUAUAGCUCUGAGAAAUAGUUCAUGAACUGUACAAAAGCGGUACUUUAAACCACUUUUACAUUAAUUUAUCAUAGUAAUUUUUAAAAUCAAAAUGACAAAUGAAACUUUUAUUUAAAUUUAUAUGUAAGUCAAGGACAUGUGUUUAGGACUUAGGCUUGAAUUGCUGCUUCUUUGACAUUUUAUUACUGAAUUAUAAUGAAUGGCAGCUUAAUGGAUAAUGAAAAUAAAAGUACGUUGCAAAAUUAAAUUUAAAGGAACUCUAGAUAUAGCUGUUAUAUCUUUUUCUUUUUAGUCUCAAUCAGUCUUAACUUUGACAUGUUUAAAAAAUAAAGAAAAUAUCCCGUUUGUUUAAAUUAUUAAGCAUUUUAGUUACCAUUUAAUAUAGAUGUUUGUUACACAAACAGCUUCUCAUUUCUCUUUAUGCAAAACACCUUAAGCUUAAGAAGAAUUUGGAUUGUUUUGGUGUGAGCUCUGAUUAUAAUCACACAACAGAGAGUUGGGAUCUUAGAGUGGCAUCUUAAAUAUGUCAGACACUCACCGCUCUGUAAGAUAUUUAAACCGUCAGGAAAAAGCUUCAAGAUGUUUAAGCCGUCUGCCUCUGGCAGCUGUAAUACAGGUUUUCAAAGGCACUUAGGGAAUUUAUACUGAACUGAUUUUUUUAAGAAAGGGAAUUUUUUUGCUGCUUGGAGAUUUUAUUUAUUUUUCUGUCCUUUUUACAUGGCCCUUUUUUAUGUUUUUAUCUUAAUCUUAGGGAAAUUGAAUUGGCUACAUUUGCACUUUUUAAAGAUCCUGUAUCAUGACAUAAAUUUGUCAGAUUAUACUAGAAAUGACAUUCCCUUUACAACCAAACAUGUCAGCCAUGACUGAUGUGCUGCAGGCUGCAUCCUCUCUGCCUGCAGAGUUAAAACUGUAUGUUUGCACAUUUACAAAGAAACUCGCUGAGGUUAGUCUCUUUGGAUGUCUCCAAAUGCUGUACUCACUUUGUAUUUAACCACAAUGAUCUAUGAUUAUUGUGUACGAUGUUACACUUCCUUUUUUUAGGCUUGAAGCAACAGGAAGACCCUUUCACCUCAUUUUAACUGUUUGCAUGAGCACCCAAGAAUGUAAAACAUUUUCAAUCUGCAAAUGAAUCAAUCAGUCUGCCAUUACUGUGGUACUUUUGCACACAGAACUUCAUGUUCAGAGAUGAACUUUAGCAGCUUUAUCAAAUAUUUGAGGGAAUGUACCACAUGACACAGUUUUGCUUUUAAGGAAAAUCAGUUUCUGUCAGGUCAUGUGGCUAACCAGAAGCAGAAGUGGAUCUACAUUAGAGCAUGAAUGAAAACGAGUUUUAAGAAGAUAGAGGUUGUGCAGUUGCUGCAUUUAGUUGCAUGGAUUUAUGGCAGAAUAUCAAUGUUUGUAUUUACUCAUUUGUCUUUUUUUAUAGUCUUAUUUACACUAGGUGACUGCUACUGAAGUGCUGUUACUGUAGUGCUGUGUGGUGGCACUGUAGCCAGGUUUGAACAUCAUCAUUCAGGUCAUUUACACUUUUGCUGGUCGCACAUUCGUACAUAAACAUCCACAAUCAUUGGUCUUCUUCAAUUUUUUUUCAUCAGCUGUUGAUUUUAUUCGUGUUUUAAAUUCCUGUCAGGUCAAAGGAUUUAAAUUGUACUGAAACACAUUUUGCAUUUUUUAAACUUAGUCGUGGAUUAUCACUGAUUCUUUUUUGUUGACUUGUUGAGUACACAACAGUGGGGUUUUCAAAUUGUCAUUGCAUUUUCUCGUCAUAAAUGAUGCAAAAAAUAAAGUUCUUACUGUAGUUUGAUGCCUUUAAUGGGUCGACAUAUUUUUGACAUGUUCUGAGCUUUGUAUCAAAUGUUCACAGGCGACUGUAGAGGACACUGAUUUAUACUUGUAAUUGAAAUGACAUUCCAGACAUAUCAAAAUAAAAGAAGUGAAAAAUGUACCUGCUGAAUGUUUUAUUAUUGAAAUACUCGAAACUAAAG
Molecule: messenger RNA, 9631 nt
Organism: Xyrichtys novacula (pearly razorfish)
Lineage: Eukaryota; Metazoa; Chordata; Actinopteri; Labriformes; Labridae
Source: the annotation of a GenBank genome assembly